This is a messenger RNA of Lycium ferocissimum, 2155 nucleotides long. RefSeq names its product rust resistance kinase Lr10-like. The transcript is spliced from 3 exons. The coding region runs from base 204 to 2042 and encodes 612 amino acids. Gene Ontology annotation, biological process: protein phosphorylation. Lineage: Eukaryota; Viridiplantae; Streptophyta; Magnoliopsida; Solanales; Solanaceae. Gene Ontology annotation, molecular function: ATP binding; protein kinase activity; polysaccharide binding. The record is from RefSeq and is a predicted model, not a curated record.
UUGAGUUUUUCUUCUCACGUUAAUUUACAAUUAGCAAACAAGGUCGUCUUGGUAGACUGACCUAGUCCACAAGUUCCAUAGUUUUGAAGAAAAUAGAUCAUCAAUAUUCAUUUGUGUGGAAAAGUCAAUAUUGAGAGUUGGAAAAUGUUGCCCAUCCUAUAUAGUAAUAGCAGCAUCAUACUAAAGAAUGCAAUUGAUGCCUCAUGAGUAACCCUCUAAUUAGAGUUUUAGAAAUGUCCAUCUUAUUUUUCUUAGUAUUUUGUCCAUUGCUUUGUUUAGGAGAAAGACUAGAGGGUUGUGAGGAUUCUAGGUGCAAAACUCAUGGUCCCAUCAUUCAUUUUCCAUUCAGACUUAGUCAUCAACCAAAACAUUGUGGCUAUCCUGGCUUUGAACUACAAUGUAACAGUCAAGGUGACACCAUCCUUGAGCUCCCAUCGUCUGUUCACUUAGUUGUUGAAGAAAUUGAUUAUGUCUCACAGCAAAUUCACCUUUAUGAUCCUGAUGGGUGCAUAGCAGCCAAGCUACCACAACUGAAUUUAUCACAAUCUCAUUUAAAAUAUUUAGAAUAUGUUGAAGAUCCCACAGUCCUAUUCAAUUGUUCUGAACCAUUCACAAGAGAUUAUGGAGGUUAUUUUGGUUCCUUGGUUCAAUGUCUUGGUUCUUCUGGUUACGACAUAUAUGCUGUUUCUUCUACUACUUCCCUCAGAUUCUUGCCUGGGGCUUGCACAAAAAUCCACCAGUACCCAUACACAGAGUCAGCAUUUACUGACAAGAAGCUGCAGCUGAAUUGGUCUAUCCCACUCUGUGGAAACUGUGAGUCCAAAGGAAUGGAUUGUGGUUUCAAGGAUAGAACCAAGCUAUUGGAAACUCAUUGUUUCAAUCGAACUAUGACCCAUAAAGGUAUUAUUACCAAGCAGCCCCUGGUUGCAGGUGUCAUUUUAGGUGCAGCUCUUGUUUGCAUUAUUGUUUUCUCAAUUUAUAAGCUAUAUUUGACAAGAAAAAAUGAAAGAGAGAGUCGAGUUAGAUUAGAAAAGUUUUUGGAAGACUACAAGGCCAUCAGACCAACAAGAUAUUCUUAUGCUGAAAUUAAGAAGAUAACAGAUGAUUUUAAUGAAAAGUUAGGAGAGGGAAGUUAUGGAACUGUUUACAAAGGCAGACUUUCCAGUGAAAUCAAUGUUGCAGUAAAAGUCCUACAUGAUUCCAAAGGUAAAGGGGAAGAAUUUAUCAAUGAAAUCGGAACAAUUGGGACGAUCCAUCAUGUUAACGUGGUCCGGCUGGUUGGUUAUUGUGCUGAUGGGUUCAGACGAGCUCUGAUAUACGAAUACCUACCAAAUGAUUCACUUGAAAGGUUCAUUUUACCAGUGAGCUCGAGCUCCGAUAGUGUCUCAGUAAUCAGCUGGAACAAGCUUCAACAUAUUGCUCUUGGCACUGCAAGAGGGAUUGAGUAUCUUCACCAGGGAUGUGAUCAGCAAAUCCUCCAUUUCGAUAUCAAGCCACAAAACAUCCUUUUAGACCACAACUUGAACCCAAAAAUAUGUGAUUUUGGCCUAGCCAAACUGUGUUCAAAAGAAAAAAGUGCAGUCACUAUGACUGCUGCUAGGGGAACCAUUGGCUACAUUGCACCAGAAGUGUUAUCAAGAAACUUUGGUAAAGUUUCUCAUAAGUCUGAUAUUUAUAGCUUUGGAAUGCUCUUGUUAGAAAUGGUUGGUGGUAGGACGAAGAUGGUUCCUAAGACGAAUAACCAAAGCAAAGUGAAUUCAUUGGAAUGGAUUUAUAGACAUUUGGAGAAUCGGGAAGAAUUGAAGAUUCGGAUAGAGGAAGAAGGGGAUGGUGCAAUUGUGAGAAAGUUAGCUAUUGUUGGACUUUGGUGCAUUCAGUGGCAUCCAAUUGAUAGGCCUUCAAUAAAAGAAGUUACUCAGAUGCUGGAAGGAGAUGGGAGCCAUCUCAACUUGUCCCCGAAUCCUUUUAUGGCUACUGAUAUGCCUAAGUUAAAUGCAAGUCCUCAUAGUGAAGAACUAGACGUGAUAUUAGAAAUUGAAUAACACUUCAAAGUCGAUUGUACAAUGAAAAGCAAAUAGUAUAAGAAUUGCAAAAAUAUUUUGUUUCAUAGUAGUGAUCAGCAAGCUGAAUGAUAAAUAAUUGGACUGUUUGUUGA